Molecule: messenger RNA, 2903 nt
Organism: Misgurnus anguillicaudatus (oriental weatherfish)
Lineage: Eukaryota; Metazoa; Chordata; Actinopteri; Cypriniformes; Cobitidae
Source: RefSeq, a predicted model, not a curated record
GAGAGAGAGUGAGUGAGUGCAGGAGAGAGAGAGAGUGUGUGUAGAGUGCGCUGCAGGAACGCUUGAGUUCGGGUCCUGGUUCGGUUUGUGUCGGUUCGAGCGGAAGAUUGUGACUCAGAAAGCGAAAGUUUGACGCAGGAUUGAUCAUGAGAGAGCUCGUGCGCAACUGCUGUUGGAUUUUGUUGCUGGUCUGCGGAUCCUCACAGUUGUCUCUGUCGCCGGAGAAGGCGAACGAGUUUCUCCGCAGACACCGGAGGGCUAACCACAUGUUUGAGGAGACGAAAAAGGGUCAUCUGGAGCGGGAGUGUGUGGAGGAAAGAUGCUCGAAAGAGGAGGCGAGGGAGGUGUUUGAGAAUGACCCUGAGACGGAAUUUUUCUUCCCAAAGUAUCAGGAUUGUUUGGAGAAGUUUGGAGACUCAGAAAAGAAGAAACAAGAUCUGAUAACCUGCGUCCACAAUAUCCCGGAUCAGUGCUCGUCCAGUCCGUGUAAUCCUCAGGGUUCAUUUCGCUGUGAGGACGGGAAAGGAGAUUUUCAGUGUCAUUGUUUCACAGGAUGGGCAGGUGUCAGGUGUGAUGAAGAUGUGAACGAGUGCAGCAGAAGUAACGGUGGUUGUGAGCAUGAAUGUAACAACACUAGAGGAAGUUACCACUGCUGGUGUCGUCAUGGUUACAGACUCUCGGGUCACCACGCCUGUGUGGAUGUAGAUGAGUGUGUGGAAACACCUGAAGUUUGUGGAACGGCUCGCUGUGGGAAUCUUUUAGGAAGUCAUGAGUGUUUAUGUGAGGAGGGAUUCGUCUAUGACAAUCUGACCAAGAGCUGUACAGAUGUAGAUGAGUGUGAGUCUGGUGUGUGUCAGGAGGAUUGUGUGAACACGCCUGGAAGUUUCCGUUGUUACUGUGAUGGGCGACAGGGCAAGAGACUGACUCAGGAUCAGAGGAACUGUGAGGUUAUUGAGACUCGUCUUCCAGCGAGUAUGAAGAGAAACUCUCGCUCGCUGUAUCUGGGCCGGAUGUUCAGCGGGAUUCCUGUGGUCAGACUUCGUUUUCGUCGACGGGUUCAGACCGGAUUCACAGCUGAGUUUGAUCUCAGGACCUUUGAUUCAGAAGGUGUGAUCUUCUUCGCUGGUGGUCAUCUCAACAGCUCCUGGAUUGUUCUGUUGAUUCAUCAUGGAAAACUGGAGCUGCAGUUAAAGUACGGAUCUGUCGGUCGAAUGACCAGCAGCGGACCGCCGGUCAAUGACGGACAGUGGCAUAAGAUCUCAGUAGAGGAGCAGGGGCGGAGUCUCGUCAUUAAGAUUGACAGGGAGGCGGUGAUGAAGAUCGCAGUCAAUGGAGAUCUGUUCACACAGAAUAAAGGCAUGCAUGAGCUCAACCUGACAGUGGGCGGAGUUCCUUUUAAAGAGGAGGGGCUUGUUAGCAAGGUGAAUCCUCGGUUAGAUGCGUGUAUGAAGGACUGGCGCUGGUUAACAGGUGAAGACACGUCCAUUCAGGAGACCAUCCGAAACAAUGAACGCAUGCAGUGUUACGCUAUAGAAGAUCACAGCACCUUCUACACUGGACACGGCUUUGCCUUCUUCAAUCACAGCCACGGAGACAAUCAGACCCUCAGGAUUCAUCUGAACGUGCGUCCUGUAUCCAGUAUGGGUGUUUUAUUGGCUCUGAUUCAUCACGACAGAGUCCCGUUCUCCGUCUCGAUCUCAGAUCAUCAUCCUAAAACCUUCGAGUGGACACCGCACGUGUUGGUGUCAUUCGGUGAUGUGGUGGUGGCCAGCGCUUCAGUCUCUUUCAGUGAUUCAGAGACACAUACGGUCAACGUCAGCGUAUCAGGAAACAGCACAAUACUGGAGGUGGACGGACAGCCGGGUCGAACCGAGUCUGUGGAGAAUCUGGAAGCUCUUGAUCUCUCGUCAUACAGCACAUUUAUUGGGGGACUACCAGAUGUUUCUCUGGUGUCCACGCCCGUCUCUGCGUUCUUCAGCGGCUGUAUGGACGUGAGGGUUAACGGUCGUCUGCUGGACGUGGAUGAAGCUCAACACAAGCACAAUGACAUUCGAUCUCACUCCUGUCCUCUAGUGAGCGCUCAACAAUAAGAGUUCAAACACACUGCCGCCCAUCUCUAACAUUUACUCCAAUAAUUAAGAGAUGUUUCAUUCAGGUCCAGUAAACGCACCAUAAACCCAGAUCCUGUAUGAAGUUCAGCACACACACACACUGUAGAUGUCUUUAUUAUUUACAUGCUUACAUUAGACACAACACAAGCUACUGAGAUUAAGAGCGCUGUAAUAUAUAAAUACUGUAUGUGUAAAUAUGUGACUGUAAAACAUUCAACCACCUUCAUAUCUCUAAAGACCUUCAGACAGCUAAAGGUCUCAAUGUAGGUGCUCAACAUCAUAUCAAUAUCAUCGUCUUCACUAGUUGACUUCAUUUUAGUCUCUUCUUGUUUGAUUUUAGUUUGUGUUUUUAAUCAUUGUACACUGAAUGGUUUUGUAUUUGGUUCAUGUUUGUUCUGAGUUCACGAAGAGAAAUAAAUCCUGACCUUAUCAAACGUCUGUCUACACGUUAAUAUAUUUAACACGAAUCACUUGAAUAUCAUCUAAAUCCUGACACAGCAGACGUUCAUGUGCAGAUUUAAUGUUCUGGGUUUAAUGCAACGAAAUCUCUUUUCAGGGAUGCAAAUGUUUAACCUUUCGUAGAGGACGACUAGUUAUGUGACCCGUCUCUCUCUGUCAUUGUGUUAAUGGAGCUGAUGGCAGAUUGUUUCAUAAUCUUUACACAGCCGAUCUCGAUUCACAACAGCAGCACUACAGUAUAUACAGCACUAUGUUCAUACAUGACAAAUUUAGCACACUAGUUUUUAGUACAUUAAUGCACAUGUAUGAAAAUAAAAAGUGUCUGUGCCGUUA